This is a messenger RNA of Cuscuta campestris, 2598 nucleotides long. Lineage: Eukaryota; Viridiplantae; Streptophyta; Magnoliopsida; Solanales; Convolvulaceae. The record is from the annotation of a GenBank genome assembly.
AGGAGUCAUCUUCAAACCAAUAAAACAAAUGUUAGAGGCAUACUUAAAACUAAAAAAUUAUCAUAUGUCAAAGAUUUGUUAACAGUAAUCCUUUGCGGCCUUCCCUGGCGACGACUUUUGUCUCCUUCCCUCAAUCUCCCGCUCUGCCCUCCUCUUGACGCCGACUCCAUCUGGGAAAGUAGGUAUAAUGGCAUAAAACAAUCAAGGAGAAUUUUGGAACACCCACACCAGUCAGCGUACAAGCUAUGAUUCUAUUCAUGGAGUUGCAGAUCGUAAGCUGAGCACAAUGACCACAGAGACCAUUGAUUUAUUAGGUACAUCAGAUGUUUCUAUGGCUUCAAGCAUGGAAAAGCCCAAAACUUCAGAUGACCCAGACCCUAUGGAAGGGAGUGAUGACUCUAAUGACGAAGAGCAUGAUGUAAAAGUUUGUGAUAUAUGUGGGGAUGCUGGCCAGGAGGAUUUACUUGCUGUGUGUUGUAAAUGUACUGAUGGAGCUGAGCAUACUUAUUGUAUGCGAGAAAUGCUUGAGGAAGUUCCAGAGGGUGAUUGGCUAUGUGAAGAAUGCAAGUGGGAGCAGGACAUGAAAACUCAAAAGCGAAACGAAACUUGUGAGGUUACUAGCGAAAUUUCCUGUGCACCAAAAUCACAAGGUCUUAAAUCUUUUUCAGGCUCACCAAAAUCACAAAGAACUGCUGUUUCUUCACUUUCUCGUGGAAGCUCAUUUAAGAGCUCUGACAAGGGGAAAGCGAAAAUAGAUCCAUUGUUUGCUGGUACUUUUCCAAAGUCCAAUUCAUCUAGCUCCCGAAUUGGCAGUCCAAGAAUCAAACCCGGGGAUGGAGUUUUUCCUUCAAAGCAGAAGUUGGUUAAAGAAUCUGUUUCUACUAAUUCAAAAGAGGGGUCCAUCAGCUCAAUGGGAAAAUUUAUGUCUUUAAAACCCACCAGCUCGAGUUCUGGUGGUGCUGAACUAAUAGUCCAGACACCUAGGUUUUCUCAUGACGAGGAUACAAAAUCACCUAGGUUUUCUCAUUAUGAGGAUACAAAAAGGCAAAGAUAUACCAAAGAAGACCGUUCAUUUGAGAGGAAGAGUUCUCUAGGACCAGAAAGAAAAUUUAAUGAAGAGGUGUUGGAUUUUGGUGGAAAUUCACCUGCCAAGGCAGUUAUUAGCUAUUCUGAUGAAGAAAAGUCUGGUCAGGCUGCUUUUCCAAAGGAAGAUAGACCUGUGGUUGAUGCACCCGUGGUUAAUAGACCUGUGGUAGAUGCACAUGUUGCGAAAAAUUCAGGGGAGACCAUGAAUAGCACAUGUGAUUUGAAAGCUGCAAUUGAGGCUGCUAUGCUCAAGAAACCUGGAAUUUGCAGAAAGAGUAAGGCGAACACAGACAGUGAUCAUCAGAAGAGAAGUUUUAAAUGCUCUUUGGAUAUCCUUCGUGCUGAAAGUCUCAGAAGUGUAGAUAAACUAGCAAUAUCAAUACUUGUUAAAACAGCCAUCCCAAAACAUCAGUUCAUAUGGAGAGGAGAAUUUGAGGUUCGCAAGAGUGGGAAUGCGCUAGAUUUAUGUGAUGGGAUUCAAGCACAUUUAUCAUCUUGUGCAUCUCCUAGAGUUGUUGAUGAAGUUAGGAAAUUCCCAUGCAAGGUCUUGCUUAAUGAAGUGACUCGUUUGAGUACCUGGCCUCUGCACUUCCAUGAGUUUGGGGUUAGAGAAGAUAACAUAGCCCUCUUCUUUUUUGCCAAGGACCUGCGGAGUUAUGAGAAGAGCUAUAAAGUGCUACUUGCAAAUUUGAUGAAGCAUGACCUAGCUCUUCAAUGCAACUUUGGAGGCAUUGAGCUGUUGAUAUUCCCGUCUAACCAGCUUCCAGAAAACUUCCAACGGUGGAAUAUGAUGUUUUUCUUAUGGGGCGUGUUCAGAGGGAAGAAGGGAAAUUCUUCUCAAUAUGUUCAUUGUGAAAAUCCUGCUCUACAAGUAUCUGAACCUGCAUCUUCAAAUAAAGAGGUUGAUGAAGCAGCAGCAGGUGCUAUGGUAGCAAGUUCAUCAAAGGAAACUGUCAACAGAAUUGAAUCCAACCACAAAUCUGCAGAUGUAGGAACAACUCCAGACAACAUGGAUAUAGACACAAUGCCAUGAAUAUGCAAUCCUAUGUUACAGUCUGCGAGAUUUGUUGUUUGCAAAGCACAUCGCGACAAGAAAAGGAAGCCCAUUUUUGGUAUAUGACAGCCAGCCACUAGGUGCUCGAAUGGAUUUUUUGCAUCAGAUUCACGAGGCUGGAAAGACAAGCUAGCAGGUACGUUACUAUUAUCUUGGAAGAAAUUAAAGCUCUCGGAGUAUGGAGACUCUGAUCCAUAAUGUGUCCCAAACAACAACCCUUUUUUUGAAUAGUAGUGACUUAGGUUAUAAAACAAUGUAGAAAUAUGUCAAAAAACACAUCAACCAAAGACCAAGCUUGUUGUAUAUAGACAAGGGUUGGUUACUCUGCCUUCCCUACCUUUUGUUCCCUAAGGAAAAAUUCUGAAAAGUUAUACUCCGUAAUACUUAAUUUGUCUCAAAAUUAAAGUCACACUUUUUAUUUGACAUACCUGACACACUAAUAAGAUUAUAAUGCUCCU